Messenger RNA from Ostrinia nubilalis (European corn borer), 736 nucleotides. RefSeq names its product histidine-rich glycoprotein-like. The coding region runs from base 64 to 639 and encodes 191 amino acids. NCBI's taxonomy places the organism in Eukaryota, Metazoa, Arthropoda, Insecta, Lepidoptera, Crambidae. Gene Ontology annotation, cellular component: extracellular matrix. The record is from RefSeq and is a predicted model, not a curated record. The transcript has 4 exons.
ACAAAUUUCAUUUUCAGCAUCAGUUAAAGAACGCUGUUCAAUCCAACAACACAAAAAAUUAAAAUGUAUCUCACUAAGGUCCUUGCCGUGAUCGCCUUUGUAGGCGUUUGCAAUGCUGCUCAUCAUUACUCCACCCAGAUCAAGCACGAAGUAAAGCACGAGUACAAACAUGAAGCGCCCAAGCAUGAAGAGCACAAGCAUGAAGAGUACAAGUAUGAAGAACCCAAGCAUGUGGAACACAAACACGAAGUGAAACACGAGGUGAAGCACGAAGUGAAACACGCAGUGAAGCACGAGGAACAUAAACACGAAACCGAGCACAAGCACUCUCAUAAGCCAGCUAUCUCUUACACCCACAUUGAGCGCCACGACGUGCCCUCUCAUCCCCCUAAGGACUUCCACAAACACGAUGGCCCUGCGAAGUACGAGUUCGAGUACAAGGUGCACGACGCCCACACCGGCGACAUCAAGCAGCACCACGAGUCCCGCGACGGGCACAAGGUGGAGGGCGCCUACAGCCUGCACGAGCACGACGGCUCCGUGCGCACCGUCAAGUACCACGCCGACAAGAAGACCGGAUUCAACGCCGAAGUGAAGCACUCCACCAAACACGUUGAAGAGAAGAAGCACCAUCACUAAAUCGAACAAAAUUACCUAGAUGGACGUCGAUGUAGUUUUAACUUAUUUAUUUUUGUUAUGUAGUCUUUACUAAUGACAAUAAAAAGUUUUAAAUGAA